GGGAUCAAAAUUGAUUUUGAAACAUGAAUUCAAGCCCCUUAAAUAAUAGUAUUACCCCCUUCUUGAGUCCUGCUAGUUCAAGUGAAAAUCAGCAAAAUGAGACGAAUUCUUUGAAUUUGAGUGAAUCAUCCGAUUCUGAAUCUCCGAUUUCGCUCAUUUUUGAUGCUGAUUCCUCAGAUGAUUUAAGUGAAGAAGAAUUGGUAGACAUGGAUGUUCCAAUGUUUUCAAAUUGUAGUUCUGGAGAUGAGAUGGGUUCAAAGGCCACAUCUGAUUACUCAGGAGAAAAACAUUGCUUGGAUUCGGUUUGUGAUAUGAAGAAUAUUUCUUCGAAUAGUGAGAUUUCAUUGAAAACAUCGUUGACUGAUUCGCAACUUGAUGCAAUUAUGGAUGACAGCUUUUCACAAGAGAACAUUGCACACUCUUCUAGAAUACCGAAUAACGAAAAUGUUGAAACUUUUGAAAAUUCUUAUGGUUUUUCUGUAACUUCACCAACUCAAACUAUAUCAAAAAAUGAUUUGUCAAAAACAACUCAAAACAAAAAUAUUUAUCAAGGACCAGCUCAGUUCUCUGAGAAAAAACAAGAGCCACCUGCUUCGCAAAAUAGUGGACAUUCUGUCGAGAAGAGAGUGUCAAAUAACCUUGUUUUAUCUCCUGAUGUCAUAAAAGCGAUGGACAUCAGUGAUAGUGUGAUUAGCACACCCUGCAGCUCAAAUAAAAACUCCAGAAGAAGUGAUAACUUGAAAACUGAGAAAUCAUUUAGUAAUCUGAUUCUAUCACCUGCUAUCCUUAAAGAGAUGGAUGUCAGUUUUUCUCCAUGUAAUUCAGCCGACAAUUCUAUCAUUGCUAGCAACACUGUGUCAGGUCUUUCUAAAUCCACUAAUAAUUCAAAUUGCACAAAACCCAAACCAAUUUGUGACAGAUAUUCUAACAGCAAAUAUAAAGAGGCAAACACUUCAUCUUCACAUGCGAAGGGUUCACCUUAUGUUAGCCUUGGACAGCCAACUUCAAAAGAAAAAUUUUCUGUUUAUAAUUCUUCGAAUAGUAAACCGAAAUCAGCUUUACCAACAUCAUCAUAUGCAGGAGAUAUCCUAUCUCCACAUGUAAGUCUUGGACAACCAGUGUCUUCUACUUCCACUCCAAAGAGUCAUAUCCAUGCUAAGGUAUUGAAUCAAAAAUGGAAAUUACCUUUGAACUCUUUUUCCAAUGCUGCUAUGUCGCCCUAUGUAAGCCUUGGGCAGCCAGUUGACAGUAAAACCAUUCUCGAGAAGUCAAAGUUUGUUAAAAUAGGUUCUGCGGCUGAUGUUAGCACAGUUUCUGAUAACAGCUUGGAAGAUCUUUUCGACAUGACAACCUUCGGGUCAAAAAGUUCAAAUACAGAAAAUUCGAAAUUUGAUUCAACUUUUUCAAUUGAAAAUUUAGACAAAGCUUUCAAUUUCAGUGAUUUAUCCUGCAAUGAAAGUUUUAGUGAUAAUAUCACUGAUGAAAAAAUAACAAUUCCUGAUACAAAGAAAUCAACUGAUAAGAAUAAUGCAGUGUUGCGAAAAAGAAAAUCUCCAACUGUUAUAGUUUCACCUACUCAGUCAAAAUCAUCUAAAAUUGCAUCAAAUUGCCCAAGUACUCCAAGUAAUCAUGUAACACAUGAACAAUUCAUUGAAGAAGAGCAGUUAAUAUUAUCAUCUCAAAAAAGUCCUAUAAAUUCGAAACGAAAACUAAAAAAAAAGCACACGGGAGCUAGAAAGUCUAUCAUCACCGAAUCGAAAAAGAAAAUACCAACAUCGAAAAAUGAAAUUAUUAAAACCGACUGUAAAAAUAAAGAAAUAAAAAUGACAUCACUCAAUGAUAUUACCAAUACACAGGAUAAAGAUGCGAACAUCAUGAAUAAUAUCAGUUCUGGAUUGAAUACAGGAGAGGAUGACGGUUUUAUUGCCUCGUCCCAAACUUUGGUGCCAACUGCAGUACCCGUUACACAAAUCUCACAAAAGUUAACGGCUUCACAGACUGGGUUGACGAUAAUUGAUGUUUGCUCUCACACUGAGUUAUUCAACACUUUCAUGGAGGAAUGGAAUUCUAAAACUUGUUUUUCUUUUGCCGUUGCCACAAGGAGUAAUGAAACACAUAAGGUUGGUGACUGA
Styela clava is the source of this 2132-nucleotide messenger RNA. The record is from RefSeq and is a predicted model, not a curated record. NCBI's taxonomy places the organism in Eukaryota, Metazoa, Chordata, Ascidiacea, Stolidobranchia, Styelidae.